Molecule: messenger RNA, 2169 nt
Organism: Micropterus dolomieu (smallmouth bass)
Lineage: Eukaryota; Metazoa; Chordata; Actinopteri; Centrarchiformes; Centrarchidae
Product: small conductance calcium-activated potassium channel protein 1-like
Exons: 9
Coding region: 1-2058 (685 amino acids)
Biological process (GO): potassium ion transmembrane transport
Cellular component (GO): neuronal cell body; plasma membrane; neuron projection
Molecular function (GO): small conductance calcium-activated potassium channel activity; calmodulin binding
Source: RefSeq, a predicted model, not a curated record
AUGGAGCACUCCCCGUCUAUGAGCUUGUCAGUGGUGGAUGGAGACGAGGUGGAGGACCAGCGGCCACUCCUCCCACCACGCAUGGUCCCUCCACCUCAGACCUGCUCUCCGCAAUGUGGGAUACACCAAAACAUCCAAACAUCAGCUGAUCACACCGUGUGGCUGGACAGAACCCAGGCCAUGGCCACCACACCUUUAUACAAUGGCCACCUUUAUGUGACACCUUCACCACACUCCAAAAGGAGGGGAGACAAAGGCAAAGAUAAGAAAUGUGAGAAAAGGUCUGGGGGGAGUAGACAAAAUCCAGCACGCAAGGAGCAUAAUCACCAGUGCAAAGCCAGAAACGCAGGAGCUCACAGACUUCAGGAGAAAGUUACCUCUUUCACUGACAUCCCUGUGUCUCCCUGCGAGUCACCCUUUAAGAGCCCCCGCAGGUCACACAUAGACAUCAAGGAGGGCAGAGGGCGCCGCAAGUCAGCCAACGUUUCUUUGGAAAUGCAUGAUCGCCAGAGUCUCCCAGAGAUCAUCAUCACCAGUAAAGAUGAUGACUUACGGCCACAAAAUGAUAAGUCCCAGUAUCACCAGGACUUGUCUGAGGCCAAAGGCCUGCUGCCAGGAGCCGAGCAUCCCAGUCCGAGCCCCAUUCCCAGUUCCAGUUCCGGUUCCCAUCCCAGCCCAAAAAAAGUGGACGCCAAGGACGACCCAUACUGGAAGACCCACAACAUCGGCUGGCGACUGGUACACAGGAGGGCUCUGUUUUUGAGGAGGCAGCGGCUGAACGACUGCGCCCUGGCGGUUGGGAUAUUCGGGGUGGUCCUGAUGGUGACGGAGACAGAGCUCUCCUGGAGCGUCUACAGCAAGAGCUCUAUCUACUCCCUCACACUCAAAUCCAUCAUCAGUUUCUCUACAAUUAUCCUGUUGGGCCUCAUCAUAGCGUACCACUGCUGUGAGGUGCAGCUCUACGUUCACGACAUUGGUGCAGAGGAUUGGCGGAUUGCAAUGACAACCGACCGUCUGGCUCUGGUAGCCCUGGAGUUGGCAGCAGUGGCCAUUCACCCCUAUCCAGUGGGUCUGGUUGCGUACUUCCAGCAGACCUUCCAGCACACCCCGGGUCGCCUGUCGCUGUCAGAGACAGAGCUGGAAAUCAUCCUGGCUCUGCCCAUGUUCCUGCGGCUCUACCUGCUGGGCCGGGCCAUGAUGCUACACAGCCGCCUCUUUACUGACACCGCAUCUCGCAGUAUUGGAGCACUCAACAAGAUACACUUCAACACCCGGUUUGUGGGGAAAACGCUGAUGACCACCUACCCCGGGACUGUGCUGAUGAUUUUCAGCGUCUCUCUGUGGAUUGUGGCAGCGUGGGGCUUACAUGUUUGUGAGAGACACCACAACUACAGAGACCUGAGCAGCAACUACAUGGAGGCCUUGUGGAUGGUCUCUGUCACCUUCUUAUCCAUCGGUUAUGGAGACGUGGUGCCUCAUACCUACUGUGGUCGCAGCAUCUGUCUCCUCACUGGGAUAAUGGGAGCAGGCUGCACAGUCCUGGUGGUGGCGGUGGUUGCCAGGAAGCUGGAGUUGACCAGAGCAGAGAAACAUGUUCACAACUUCAUGAUGGACUCCCACAUCUCCAAGAGGAUAAAAAUCGCUGCAGCAAAUGUGCUGAGAGAGACUUGGCUUAUCUACAAACAUACUAAGCUGUCAAGAGAAAGAGACCACACCAGAGUCCGAAUGCACCAGAGAAAGCUGCUUCUGGCCAUCCACCAGCUGCGGCGAGUGAAGAUAGAGAAGAGGAUACUUGCAGACCAGGGCAACACACUUGUGGACCUCUGCAAGAUGCAGAACAUGAUGUAUGACGUGCUGUCGGAGGUGCAAGGCUGCAGGGGGGAACUGGACACACACAUUCACAUACUGGAGAAGCAUGUGGAAGAGCUGAGGGAGGGCUUCAAGAGCCUGAUGCCGCUCCUCUCCAACACCCUAUCCACGCAGAACUCCUCCAUCCGCCACCUGCUCAGGGAGAGGGAGGUGAAGACAGAGACUGCGAGUGCGAGUGUAGACAGGUAGAGAGAGGCUGAGGGAGGUGAUGGGGAGAAAUAAAGGCUUCUCAGGUACUCCUGGAGAUUUCUGUCUAUAAUGCAGCUGAAAUUAUCAUUUUGGGACAUUUUUCUUACAGAG